CAUGUGCUUCACAAGGUUCCUUUUGGGGAUGGACCUUAUGUUAGAGCCAAGCAUGCUCAGCUGGUAGAUAAGGACCCUGAAGCUGCAAUUGUAUUAUUUUGGAAAGCAAUAAAUUCAGGGGAUAAAGUGGACAGUGCUUUGAAAGAUAUGGCGGUGGUGAUGAAACAGUUAGACAGAUCCGAAGAAGCAAUUGAAGCCAUUUGCUCAUUUAGAAGCCUCUGCCCCAAACAAUCUCAAGAAUCUCUUGAUAAUGUACUAAUAGAUCUGUACAAGAAAUGUGGAAAACUAGAUGAGCAAAUAGAAUUGCUGAAGCAAAAGCUGAAGUUGAUCUACCAAGGCGAGGCCUUCAAUGGAAAACUCACAAAGACAGCACGUUCUCAUGGCAAGAAGUUCCAAGUUUCAAUUAAGCAGGAAACUUCAAGACUACUGGGAAACCUAGGCUGGGCCUACAUGCAAAAGAUGAAUUACAUCAUGGCAGAGGUAGUUUAUCGGAAGGCCCAACUAAUCGAUCCAGAUUGUAACAAGGCUUGUAACUUGGGCCUGUGCCUCAUCAAACAAGCCCGUUAUGAAGAAGCCCAAUUAAUACUUAAUGAUGUUUUAGAAGGCAAAUUACCAGGCUCAGAUGAUGGCAAGUCAAAAAAACGGGCCCAAGAUCUCUUAACAGAGUUAAGAUCCCUUCUUCCUGCACCGCAGUUAUCGGAUAUUUUGACCCUUGAUGAUGAGUUCAUCAAAGGCCUUGAACAGAUGAUGAAUCAAUUGGGGCCGGUUAGAUCAAAGAGACUUCCAAUUUUUGAGGAGAUUUCUUCAUUUAGAGAUCAGUUAGCAUGUUAAAUUUUCCACUAUGUACAGAUUUGGUCAUACUUAUUCCUUUUGUUUAUCGCCUGCUUCUUUUCUUUAAUUUUCAAAGUGUUGGUUUUUUGGGUGGGGGAAGAGGAAAUAGAAAUAGAAUAUACAAGGUGAAGCCUAAAUUAAAGUUGAGUGAAGAUUUUGAUGUAAAUUCACAAAGGGAUGAAAGUAAUAAGCCUGAUGUAAACUUUUUAAUAACAAAAACUUGCUUUCUUAAAAUUGUACUUAUUUUAUAGUUAGAAAUAGAACAAAAUAAAUAAAAGGAUUAAUGUUA
This is a messenger RNA of Arachis ipaensis, 1120 nucleotides long. Its product is annotated as protein SULFUR DEFICIENCY-INDUCED 1. The record is from RefSeq and is a predicted model, not a curated record. Lineage: Eukaryota; Viridiplantae; Streptophyta; Magnoliopsida; Fabales; Fabaceae. Gene Ontology annotation, molecular function: protein binding.